ACAAACCUUUGUUUUGUCUGGAUGAUCAAGAAUAUGUUAGACAGGCAACAACAGCCUAGGAGGGCUCAAUCCACUGCUGUAUUCUUCCUUGCAAUCCUCAUCGUCAUUGGCCUGAUCACUCAAUGGCUUGACAUCUCAAUCAUCACAGGAUCACUGCAGAAGAAAUUCGGUUUCCAAGAUUCAUCCUAUAUAUAUUCAGAAGAAUUUGAUUGCUAUCUCAAUUGCUCAAACAUUCCAUCACCUGUAAAAAAUGAUAAUGUAGAGAGUUCAUCAGCUUUGGCAUGUCCAGACUACUUCAAGUGGAUCCAUGAAGAUCUAAGGCCUUGGAAGGAAACCGGGAUCUCAAAAAAGAUGGUCGAAGAGGCUAAGAAAGUCGCGCAUAUUAGGAUCGUUGUAGUGAACGGAAGACUAUAUACGUUGAGGUACAAGAAAGUCUUCCAAACCAGAGAUAUUGUGACCAUAUGGGGGAUUUUGCAGCUUCUUAGGCUCUACCCGGGCAGGCUGCCAGAUUUGGACCUAAUGCUAGAGUGUGGGGACAGGCCAGUGAUCAAGAAACGCGACUAUGGAGGUCUAGAAGCUUCCAUGCCUCCACCAUUGUUCCACUACUCUGGAGAUGAAUCUAGUUAUGACAUUGUUUUCCCUGAUUGGUCCUUCUGGGGUUGGCCAGAGCUGAAUAUCAAGCCAUGGGAAGUGCUGAAGCAGGAGAUUCACGAAGGCAACGCAAGAAUCAAGUGGAAGGAUAGAGAGCCUUACGCUUACUGGAAAGGGAACACAAGGGUGGGAGCUGCACGUCGCGACUUGGCGAAAUGUAAUGCCUCUGAUCAAGAUGAUUGGAAAGCUAGGAUCUUUGGAAUGGAUUGGAAUGAAGAGAAGAAGCAAGGUUUCAAGAGUUCUGAUGUGGCAAAUCAGUGUACUUACAGAUACAAGAUUUAUGUUGAAGGAGUUAGCUGGUCUGUUAGCCAGAAGUAUAUCUUAGCUUGUGAUUCCAUGGCUUUGAUCAUAAAACCACAAUUCUACGACUUCUUCACAAGAAGUCUGCUGCCAUCGAUCCAUUACUGGCCUAUCAACACUAACAACAAGUGUGAGUCAAUCAAAUUUGCAGUUGAGUGGGGCAACAAUUACACAGACAAGGCUCAGGAGAUUGGAAGAGCCGGAAGCAACUUUGUUCUAGAAAAUCUUGUGAUGGAUUAUGUUUAUGAUUACUCUUUCCACCUCCUAAACGAGUAUGCAAAACUCUUGAAGUACAAGCCGACUGUCCCUGAAGGGGCCGAGGAGACAUGCUCAGAGGCGCUGGUGUGCUCAGUUAGAGGACAGAAGAAGCGAUACAGAAUACAUUCUAUGGUGAAAAGCAUGUCGGAUUCACCUCCUUGCAAUAUGCCUCCUUCGUUUGAGCCAGAAGAUGUUAGCGUUUUCCUUGAGAGGAAAGCGAAUCUAACAAACCAGGUUAUUUUGUGGGAAAGAAAUGAAAUUCAUGGUAACUGAAGCAGAAUAUUCUGAGAUAGGACUAUUUGAUAGGAGUUUUAGGCUACCUUGGAAAAAAAAAUCAGACUCCUUUUCUGUGUAAAAUGCAACAGAAAUGAUUUGCCAAGUUUUGAUAUGUUAUACUAUCAAGUGUACAAUCUCAAUACAUAAUUUGUUUCAUGUCCAA
Molecule: messenger RNA, 1648 nt
Organism: Salvia hispanica
Lineage: Eukaryota; Viridiplantae; Streptophyta; Magnoliopsida; Lamiales; Lamiaceae
Source: RefSeq, a predicted model, not a curated record